This is a messenger RNA of Penicillium waksmanii, 612 nucleotides long. RefSeq lists its product as uncharacterized. Bases 1 to 612 code for a protein of 203 amino acids. NCBI's taxonomy places the organism in Eukaryota, Fungi, Ascomycota, Eurotiomycetes, Eurotiales, Aspergillaceae. The transcript has 2 exons. The record is from RefSeq and is a predicted model, not a curated record.
AUGAUCGGCCUGGCCGGCGCCUCGCCCGGUCAAACAGAGGAGAAUUUCGACAUCUUCGAAUGGUAUCCGCGUUACCAGAGCUGCCAACGCUACUUCCUAGAUCAUGCUCAGCACAGCGUGCCCGUCCAGGCUUUAUCCACCUUUUUGAACAUUCCGACAACCCAACCCGGUCCUCAAUUCGAACCCAGUCUCCGCCUCAUCAUCAUCUUCAGCUGGUGUCACAUCCCCGGCCCACCGGCAGUCUCAUUGAUCCCGUAUAUACGCCGCCUGGUUGCGACUGGCAUGGACUUCCCAGGUGUCCUGCACGGAUUCUUCGGCGACGAUUGGGGCAGCGGCAUCGGCCCGCUACAUGAGCAAGAGCGUCGCAAUUAUCUCUUCGCUGCAAAGAGCGGUGGUUGGGCUUCCGUCAAAAAGGACUACGACAUGUCACCGUUAGAGACGAUCCCGUUUUUGCGCCCGCUGCAAGGACCCCUCGAUACAGAGAUCGAAGCCGCCGAACGCAGCUGGAGUGAAUGGCUUGCGAUGGAGGACUGGAUGGUUGGACCACGUGCUCCAGAUAUUCUACAAGAUUCCUCAUCUCAGAACUCACGACCGCGAAGUGCACGCGGCUAA